Molecule: messenger RNA, 2272 nt
Organism: Armigeres subalbatus
Lineage: Eukaryota; Metazoa; Arthropoda; Insecta; Diptera; Culicidae
Product: succinate--CoA ligase [ADP-forming] subunit beta, mitochondrial-like
Exons: 8
Coding region: 136-1476 (446 amino acids)
Biological process (GO): tricarboxylic acid cycle; succinyl-CoA metabolic process
Cellular component (GO): succinate-CoA ligase complex; mitochondrion
Molecular function (GO): ATP binding; succinate-CoA ligase (ADP-forming) activity; metal ion binding
Source: RefSeq, a predicted model, not a curated record
UCAACCAACCGCGAGAGUGAAGUACGUUGUGCAAGUACCCAACUUCUCGGAACAUUUUCAGUCAUUCGCGGCGCGACAUCGAGAGUUUAGUGAUCGUCGAGUGUGUGGAGCAAAUUGUACGGUCGAGCUAGCAAAAUGGCGUCAAUACUGCGAAAAUCCGGUCUGGUUUUGGCCGAUUUGGCUGCCAAAUCAUCGCCCAGGAUAUUGGGAAGUGCCGGCCAGCGGCGUAAUCUGAACGUACAGGAGCAUGUGUCAUACACAUUUUUAAACGAAGCGGGUAUCCCAACGCCAAAAUUCGGCGUUGCAACCUCUUCACAGGAUGCAGAGAAGAUUGCCAAAGGUCUUAACACUAAGAAUUUGGUUCUUAAGGCACAGGUACUGGCCGGGGGUCGCGGAAAGGGUAGCUUCAAGAAUGGUCUCAAAGGUGGUGUCCGAGUGGUUUUCUCGCCACAGGAAGCCCGUGACAUUUCUGGAAAAAUGAUCAAACAACUGCUGGUGACCAAACAAACUGGCGCCGCUGGUCGCAUUUGCAACUCGGUCAUGGUAGCCGAACGGAAGUUCCCCCGCCGAGAGUUCUACUUUGCCGUCAUGAUGGAGCGGGCGUUCAACGGUCCAGUGCUGAUUGCCUCCUCGCAGGGUGGUGUCAACAUCGAAGAGGUUGCUGCCGAGAAUCCGGAUGCCAUCGUGUACGAACCCAUCGAUAUUAAGGCCGGUUUACAGAAAGCCCAGGCUGUUGCGAUUGCCAAGAAAGUUGGUCUGGAAGAUCACGCUGAUGAGACAGCCAAGAUGCUUCUGAACAUGUACGACCUAUUCUGUAAAAAGGAUGCACUACUGAUCGAAAUCAACCCGUACGCCGAAGAUGCUGGUGAAACCUACUUUGCGCUGGACGCCAAGAUGCGAUUCGACGAUAAUGCCGAAUUCCGACAGAAGGAUCUGUUCGCCAAGCGUGAUCUGUCCCAGGAGGACAGCAAGGAGGUUGAGGCGUCCAAGUUUGACCUGAACUACAUCGCCCUGGACGGUUCGAUCGGGUGUCUGGUCAACGGUGCCGGUUUGGCCAUGGCCACGAUGGACAUCAUUAAACUGCACGGUGGCGAUCCGGCCAACUUCCUCGACGUCGGUGGCGGUGCCAGCGUCAAGGCCGUGAAGGAAGCCUUCCGGAUCAUCACAUCCGAUCCGAAGGUGCACGCUAUUCUGGUCAACAUUUUCGGCGGUAUUAUGCGAUGCGACGUCAUUGCCGAGGGUAUUAUCCAGGCCACCAAGGAGCUGAACAUUAAAAUGCCGAUCAUUGUAAGAUUACAGGGAACGAAUGUGAAUGAAGCAAAAGAACUGAUCAAGAAGUCUAAACUGCGAAUCUUGCCCAAGGACGAUCUUGAUGAAGCCGCUAUGUUGUCAGUGCAUUUGGCUCAGAUCGUACACCUUGCCCGGGAGGCCCAUCUAGAUGUUAGCUUCGAACUGCCCGACAGUUACAUUCAAUAAACGAAAUUCUCUAUUGUUUUAGUCGAAAAAAAAACACUAUUCUAAUUUAUUUGUUAAAGUUCGGCAACGCUCCUUUAUUUGUGGAUUGUUACACAUCUCAAAAUAAUUAUUUCGAUAAACUGUAAAUUGAACUACGAAUUUUUCGGAGAGUAAAAUGCAAGACCCUGUGCUAAGACCUUAUGUCUAACCACAGCAUAGUUGAUAUCUCAAAUAUGUAGUUAGUUUUAUUCGUGCCUCGUAUGAUUAAUUUAUUUCAAGAAUAAAUGCCGUUCUACGCGGUUUGUUUGUUUUCAGUUAUCUAGUUUAUUAGCUUUAACAAUUACUAAUAUGAAAAUCGGACUGUUGUAUAACUGUCCUACACAUUGUUCGGAAUUUGCAACAAAAAAUUCAGCGUCCAUCGGAGUUAGAAGCUGAAACCAACCGAAUAGACUUAUAUGUACUGCACCCCUAAAUAUUGUUGAGAGCUGCACCCAACUGUCUAUGUAUCGUCAACGUUGUUCGAAGCAUCGCGCUAAAAUUAUGAACUUAUCUAUAUACCUUUGGGGAAAAUUAACAAAUGAAAAAAAAUCCAAAGCCGCUUUUUGUUCCCUGUCUUAUGUUUGAAUUUAUCUUGAUUUUUGUCUACAUCUGCCGGAUUGUCUUUAAUCAAAACGAAGAACACGUGAUAAAAUGGUGUGAUCGCUAAUAUUUUGGCUCCCAUACCUAUACAAUGUGUUUUAAAAUCGCAAUUCAUUUUACCAGGCCGCAAGAGCAUAAAUAACGUCUAAAAAUAAAUAUAUAAAAAAUAAACAAUAAA